Fonsecaea pedrosoi CBS 271.37 is the source of this 1491-nucleotide messenger RNA. RefSeq lists its product as uncharacterized. The coding region runs from base 1 to 1491 and encodes 496 amino acids. The transcript is spliced from 6 exons. The record is from RefSeq and is a predicted model, not a curated record. NCBI's taxonomy places the organism in Eukaryota, Fungi, Ascomycota, Eurotiomycetes, Chaetothyriales, Herpotrichiellaceae.
AUGACUCUUCGAGAAGUCAACGGUGUCACCAACGGCAGUCCCGCAGAUGUCGACCAAGACAAACACCUCCACCUCGACGCCGUGAUUGUCGGGGCUGGAUUCAGCGGUAUCUGCUCACUUCACCACCUGCGGAAACUCGGUCUCAAAGCCAAAAUCUUCGAACAGGGGAACGAAAUCGGCGGCGUGUGGCACUGGAAUCGAUAUCCUGGAGCGAGGGUGGAUUCCGAAUCACCACUGUACACGUUCCACAUCCCCGAGCCGUGGAACAAGUUCAAAUACAAGGAGCGGUUCCCGGACGCCAAAGAGCUCCGCCGCCAUCUCAACUACGCGUCCGACACGUUAGAGUUAAAGAAGGACAUCUACUUCCACUCCAAGGUGAUCCACGCCCAGUUCGACAAAGCCACAGGUCGAUGGACCGUCAAGACCAACGCCGGCCACACAGCCACCGCAAAGUACUUGGCCAUGUGUGUCGGCUUGCUACACAUACCAGGCACGGGUGAUUUCAAAGGCGCCAUGUACCACUCACCCAACUGGCCGGAAGGCGGUAGCGUCAAGGGGAAGAAAGAAGUGGCCAAGGAGGCCGACCACCUGGACGUCUACAUCCGCAAGAUCAGCUUCUGCCUUCCCAUGCACCAGAGGGAGAAUCGUGAGGACGAACACCUCCAGCACAAGGCCUAUUACCACUCGUGUUUCGCCGUGAGCAAGGAAUCUCGGGUCGGGUUUCCCGUCCAGGGUCCCAACUGCGGCGUCUUCGACGUCACUCCCAAGGAACCCAAUCGUCUCGCCUACGAUUUCUGGGCCAAAAAGACUCGGGCGAGGAUGACGGAUUCCAAGAAAUGGGAUUUCAUGGCGCCCCUCGAGCCGCCUUACUACUACGGCACCUCUCGGUCGCCGCUGGAAGGGGAUUAUUACGAGUCCCUGGACCGACCCAACGUGGACAUCAUCGACGUGAGGAACCAGGGGUGGCGGUUCAACGAGACGGGCAUCACCACCGACGACGGCAUCAGUCGUGAGUAUGAUGUUGUCAUUCUGGCCAUGGGAUUCGACAGUUUUACCGGUUCAUUUACCCACAUAGGCCUGAAGAAUGUCGACCCCGUCGACAUGAAAGAACUCUGGGAGGACGGGAUUCACACAUACCUGGGCAUGUUUACCCAUGGAUUCCCCAAUAUGUUCAUGAUCUGCGCACCACAAGCGCCCACAGCCUUCACCAACAACCCGACCCUGAUGGAAUGUCAAUGGGACCUACUCGAAGACGUUGUCCGCAAAAUGCAAGACGAUAAGUUCAAAUACAUCGAGCCGACUCUCGAGGCCGAGGAGGACUGGAGACACAAGGUGACGUCGGCGACAGAUGGUAAUCCUGUUCCCGUGGAGAACAUGACCUACAUGAACGGCAUCGAUGUCUUUGUGGUCGAGGCGGCCGAGAAACUCAAGGACCUGAGGGACAUUGUCCAGGAAAGGCAACUGGGCGGUAACCUCGUGCCACCUGCGUGA